UUGUUAUCGUAGGGAGUGCUUUUUAACUUCUCAACAUAUUUUUUACACAUUUUUUGAUAAAUCUAAGCCAAAAUUUAUAAAUAUGUUACCCUCAAAAGAUUCCGCAAUGCUAGUGCCAAAUAUAUAUAAAUAAAUCCAUAACUUAUCCACUUAAAAAAUGCCUCAAAAAAUGUAUUUCAAAAAGUGUCAUAAAAAAAAUAAGUACAACUGCGUACAAUUAACAUGAAAGAAGUUUUUCUUUUUUAUUCAUUACAUUUUCUAACCAUUCAUCCAUUCAUGAGAAAGAAAAUAUAAUAUAGCAUAAUUUUAUGUAUUAAUAAUGAAAUGAAGGCUCUAUUAGUGCUAUUAUUGAGAUUAAUGUGUUUAGUAAAUUUCUCGGCACAAGUUCAAGCCGUGUGCCCUGAAAUAUGUGUCUGUGACAAAAUUAAGAACUCUCUGAAGGUAAAAUGUGGGGGAGGUGCUGCAACAAAGAUUACCAGCAUGAAAGAACUAGACUUUGGAGAGGACACCGAAAACAUCAUUCAAUUGGACUUGGAUGAAAAUCAAAUUUCGCAUAUUUUUAAGGACGACUUUGCAAAUUUUACAAACUUGAAGAAGCUGCAUUUGGCUAACAAUUCACUGCGAUAUGUCGACGAUACAAUGUUCGGAGAGCUUCCAAAUCUGGAAAGAUUGAAAUUGUCAGCAAAUCUUAUUGUGCACAUUUACCAAGGAUCAUUUGAGCGUUUAAAAGCGCUCAAAGUUCUCGAUAUUACCAACAACCCACUAGCUUGCGAUUGUGAUCUGAUAUGGCUAGUUGCCUGGUCUAAUGCAUUACCCGUCAAACUAUAUCAAACGCCAAAGUGUGAAACUCCGAUAGAUUUCAAGGGUGUACCACUUAAGAAGCUGAGGGUGGGAUCGGAUUUGCACUGUGAUUCACAUUUACAACCUCUGCUAGAACUAAAACCAGAUGCAGAUCAGCUUGUUUUUGAGGGAGAUGAAAUUGUUCUAAGAUGUCGAGCGCCAAGAGUAGCUGUUGGUGCACCAAAGGAUUCCGAAGACCUUCCAGCUAAAGCACACGUUUUUUGGGGAUGGUCUGAGAAAAUUGUCGCACCCAAUUCUACCGAUGACAUCGUGUAUAAAGAUCCUACCAAAUAUUUUCCCUCGAUUCAGAUCGAUGCCAAACAUCUCUCUGACAGUGGCCUCUUGGAUUCUAUUCUAAGAAUUCCCUCUGUCACGCGUAAUCACACGGGUUUGUGGGAUUGUCGUUUGCGAUCGCAGCAAGCCAAUUUAUCGAGGACCAUAGCAGUUAUGGUGAUAUCAGAGAAAACAAAGUAUUGCCCUUCUCUGGAGGUGUACAACAAUAAGGGAAAGUAUUUCUGGCCACGUACAAUUCGAGGACAACUUGUACGGCAACCUUGUUUAGGAGAGGCCCUUACGGAGUCUCAUGCAACGUAUUUUUGCAACGAUAACGGCGAAUGGAUGGAUCUAAAUACAUCACUUUGCCCGUUUAUUAGUGAGAACACGAGAAUUCUGGAGCGAUUUGCCGAGGUUAAUCUUUCCUUAGCCAAAGGAAGCGUCUUAGAAAGUGCUAAACGGCUUCGCAAUUAUACGCAGUUUGAAGAAAACUUGCGGAAAUUUCGCGACCCCAUGGACAUUGUGUUUAUAACACGAACUCUAAGAAAUUAUCUGGCAUUUGUGCGCCAGGAAAAGGAUUUGGGUUCAAUGCUGCUGGAUAUUGUCUCACAACUGCUCAUCCUUCCCGAGCGGAUUUUACACGAAGCUCAAACAAUCGAAGGAUGUGGAGUGAAACUAAUAAAUGCUGUAGAAAUAGCCGCCCAGUUUAUACCAUAUAUCCAACACUCCGCCCUGGUGCAAAACACCGAUAUCCAUCAGACAGCUAACAAACCACAUCUAUCCAUAGACUUUUUCACCAUACGCUCGGAUUUGUUUACGGGAAUGUCUUGUACCUGGAUCCGAUCUGAAGUCGAUGAUAAAAAGAGAGUCUUCCAGUGCAACUACAUGAACCAGACCCUUGACAUAUUCGGACAGCACAUUGACGCAUCUAUCCAAAUCCCACCGAACUUCCUGCAUCCGAAUUUCGCCCAUCAAUACAUGUCUCAGAAACUCAUGGUAGCCGUCUAUGAAAAUGGAAACUUCCUGCCACACCAGAAUAACGAAUCCAAUUUGCUUAUAACAUCGGUUGUCAUUGGUGCCAAAAUAAUCUCCGAUUCGGAAAACAUCCGCAAUGUCAGCGAGCCGAUAACCCUGAUGCUUCGAGUACGAGCGCAUCACAAUAAAUUGAGUGCCCCUGUCCCGGCGUGGUGGGAUUCCGAAACGAAUUCGUGGUCAAUCGAAGUGUGUCAAAACUCGUACUACUAUCGGGGCCUGUUGGUCUUUACCUGCAACAAAUUGGGUUACUACGGUCUUUUGCAAAAUCGGAAACACUUGAAUGAUUUCAUUGAUGAAAACGCUGGUGCUCGCUUCAGGUACUCGCCUCUGGGCUUCUAUAUUGGCUGCUCGAUUCUUUUCGUUUGCGUUUGGAUAAAUAUCGUUACGUAUGUCACGUUCGGGCGAUCCAUUCAAAUGGCUCGACGCCAUCGACAUUCGCUCGUGAACACCUGGCUGGCGAUUUCCGCGCUGAGUUUCAUAUUCGCUCUUGGAAUCUACCAAACCGAGGACUACAAGGUUUGCCAAAUUAUCGGAAUAAGUAUCCACUACUUGAGUCUGUGCGUAAUUUUAUGGGUUUGCGUGAGCGUGAGCAACAUGUAUAAACGUCUUUCAAAGCGGAAUCGUCUCCCCAUGGAAGACUUGCCCAAGGAGAACAUCGGAAGCAAGCCAAUUUUAGGAAUAUACCUCGUGGGAUGGGGUAUUGGUAUGAUUAUAUGUGGGAUAAGUGGUGCUGUGAAUAUGCGCGAAUACGCAUCGUAUUCACACUGCUUCCUGGACAAUGGACCGUCGUUGAGUGCGAUUUUUGUUCCAUCUGUUAUCUUACUACUUUUCUUGGCCAUUUUGUUCAUAUGUGUUCGGUGUCAUAUUCGGACUUCAGUGGAUCACAACGGGCAUUUUUCUGAGAUUACUCAGGGGACAGAAAAUGUAGACCUUGAACUGCUUGAGUCUAUCCAUAAUGUGCCACAUCAUUACAACCCCUCAGAGAGAUAUCGAAGCCUUUCGCUGAGUAAUCCUUCCACCAGCAUGCUCGAGGACGUGGAACAUACCAACUUGGCCCAACUAAGGGCACACUUUGUCUUCCUAUUUCUUUAUAUUGUGUCUUGGAUUAGUGCUGCUUCCAGCGUUGCUACGCCUUUUAAGGACACACUUGACUACGAGGAGGAGGCGUUCAGCAUAAUUUUUGCCAUCACAUGCUCCAUCUUGGGCAUAUUUCUGUUGGUCUUCUACUCUAUUUCGCGCAGUGAUGUUCGUUUUCAGUGGAGCCAGUUGAGUUGUCGGAACUUUUGCUGCUGUCGCACACGGAACAUAAGCGACAACACUAAGGAAGUGAACACCACAGUGACCUACCACCAGACCUGCGAAACAGUGCACUCAGCUUCUCGCUCCAAUAGCCAAUGUUCAAAAAACCGACCGCCCAGUUCUCGUAGCAACCACCUAAAAGGAGAAAUGAACCGAAUUGACAGUCCUAGCAAACUGCUAACACCAUCGGGAUCUGCGAGCAUUGUGCAGUUAAAUCGACAGCAAUAUAUGCAUAAUCCGGUGAUUCUCACUCAAGAAAUCCCCAAUGCCGACAUAUUCUACAAUCCCAACCAAAUCAACGUUGCGCGAAAGUUCUUCAAGAAACAGAAACGACUUGCCAAGCGGAAUAACUUUGAAUUGCAGAGACAAAUGGACCGAUGCGAUUACGGCGAUGGUAUGAGCGAUAUUUCUUCAACAGUGGGCAUAGGGCCGUACCACUCAAAUCAUUCAAAUCGACAGAGGAACAUGUCGAUUUUUAGCACAGGGAGUAAGGUGAACAACACCAACAUCCACGUCAGAGGUGACGUAUGUAAUUUUUCCAAAGAAGCACGACAACAGAGCUUGAAUCCAAACAUCCUCUCGGACAGCUGCAACGAGAGCGACAUGAUAGUUGAUGCUGAACGCUUGGUUCUGGGCGCUGAAGGCAUUCGGGCGCUUUCAAAUCGCAGUAAAAUGAACAACAACGAAAUGGUUGCGAAUAUUUAUACCAAUGUCCCGGAAACCGCACAGCCACAGCAUGAAAUUGUAACGAUGCGUGCCGAUGACAAGUUCAGGAAAUCACUGAACGUUGAAAAGUUCCUCGAACAAGAUGAAAUCGAUAUGGAGCACAACGAUCUAAAUUCCCAAAGUGAUCGUAACAUAACUCCGCUCUAUGUCAAUGGAAACAUAAGGAAUAUUAUAACAAAUCGAAAUGCCUCCGCCGCGGCUGAAUCGAGUGGCGUUAGCAGUGUGAACACCAGCUGCAGUCCGAGCAAUACGAUGUUGGAAGCAAUAAUUACAGAACCAGCUAACCUUACUCCCAUAGAUGCAAUGAAUACAAUCGGAUUACCCAUAGUAGAAGUUGGUCCUGCUUUAGUAGAAGGCAGCGUCAACACUCUGAAUACCAGUAGCGAAGAGAUUAGCCUGAAUUUGGACAAGAACGAAACGUAUGUUUCAGAGUCGAUACAGAUUGCCGAUAGAGCCUAUUACACAGGAGAAGAUGCUCCCAUCAGGAUAACCCUGCAGAGAAGAUCAAAAUCUAUGCUAAGCCUCAACGCCGAACUAGAAUUCAUCAGAGGAGGUGGAAGUGGGAGAAAACGCUUUGUCAAUUAUAGUAAGAACCAUGUGCGGUCAAUUUCUUUGAGUAACAUGUCCCAGAAGCAAGACGAGUUUCUCGAUAGUACAAUUGCUAAUCCAGUUCCGAUUCGGACAAUUGCCGAAAACCGGCCGGGUCUCAGUAGCCCCAUAUUAUUUUCACCCAGCCUUUGCGAAAUCAAUGAUUUGCCUUCGCCACAAGACCGCCGAAAACCUCUUGUCGCUCCCGCCGAUGAUGAGUCUAUUUCACUAGAUGAUGCUCUAAGUGAGGCUGCUGCCUACAGUCAAGGCAGCAAUGUCAACUCGGAUUCGCUUAAUAUGUUUGCCCUCAGUAUUCGACGGACAUUUGCCUCAAGUCCUGCAUGUGAAAGUGAUCUUAAUUACCAAAACUCAGAGCUCAGCAUUCGAAGUCAUGGACUGUACGCUCCUCAACCGGAUAACGAUCUAAACUUGACCCUUACCGGCGAUGUUUAUUAUCCCUACCAAUCUUCAGAAGUGAGCGAAGCCGAUGAAGCCGAUAACGACUUCGAUGAAGAAAAUGAUUACGAUGACUUCAACAGCUGCUCUAAUGAUUGCCUUUUGCCAUCGGAAAACGCCGAACAAGACCAUCGUAGGAGUCAUACCUCCUUAGAUGAAUUGUACGAGCAAAUUACCCGGAGAUCAACUUCGCAUACCUCAGAUUUGGAGAGAAACGCCGAAGGUUGUUCUGUUAUAAGCAAGCCUUGCGAUUUAAGUGAAGUCGAAACUAAAAGCAAUCAAACAGCAACCAACAGCCAGAAAGAUACUACUGCCGAGACAGUAGAAGACGAUAGUAGCCAAGACAGCAUUAUUUCGUACAUCGAUCCAAAUGGACGAGGGGCGGCUGCUAGCUCACUGAUUUCGCAGCAAAAGUAAUACUCGUUCGUUUAUUUUUAUUGUUUACAAAUAAAAAUGCAUUUAUAUAUAUAUGUACAAUUUUAGUAAAUAAGCAAGAGUAUUUAUUUAUCGUAUUUUAAAUAUCUCAGCAGAUUUUGUUUGUUUUUAUCAACAUUUGUUUACCGCAUUACUCUACUCUAAUCGCUAUAUUUAUUCGUUUUGCAGGUAUAACGUACAUUUUUAUAUCAUAACAAACACAUUAUUUUAAUUUUACGAUGUAAGCUUUUUUGUCGUUUCUCCUAACAUAGACUGAACAUAAUAAUUUUAAAGAGAAUUUUUAUAAACAACAACGAGAUCCAUUUUAAAUAAAAUAAAAAACAAAACAAAAAAUAGAUAAUAGUUCUUGCCUGAUCGUCUUAGUUGUUAAAGAAUAGAAUCAGAAGAAAUUGUAUUAAGAUGUAUGUAUAAGUUUUUUUUUCUAUUCAUAAAUUAUUGUAAAAAUUUGUUUAAAUAAAGCCAGAGUUUGAAAUUUUCA
Messenger RNA from Eupeodes corollae, 6130 nucleotides. It is a transcript of the gene Remo, whose product is annotated as adhesion G protein-coupled receptor A3. Gene Ontology annotation, molecular function: G protein-coupled receptor activity; protein binding. Bases 325 to 5634 code for a protein of 1769 amino acids. Gene Ontology annotation, biological process: cell surface receptor signaling pathway; G protein-coupled receptor signaling pathway. Gene Ontology annotation, cellular component: plasma membrane. NCBI's taxonomy places the organism in Eukaryota, Metazoa, Arthropoda, Insecta, Diptera, Syrphidae. The transcript has 4 exons. The record is from RefSeq and is a predicted model, not a curated record.